Hepatospora eriocheir is the source of this 381-nucleotide messenger RNA. NCBI's taxonomy places the organism in Eukaryota, Fungi, Microsporidia, Hepatosporidae. The record is from the annotation of a GenBank genome assembly.
AUGUCUGAGCAUGAAGUUAAAAGGCCAUUAGGAUUUAAAGGAGCUCUUGGUACAUACUUUUGUACACCUAGAACUAUCAACUCAUCUUAUUUACAAAAAAUGGUGUGUUGUAAGGGUAUUGUUACUAGUGUAUCACUUGUUAGACCUAAGCUAAGAACAAGUGUUCACUAUGAUGAAAUUAAGAAUCAGUUUUUCAUCAAAGAAUACAAUGAUGAUACAAUGAUAGAAAGAAUGCCUGUAACUGACACAACUUAUCCUACCAACUUUGAAGGUAGGACACUAAUAUGGGAUAUGGGCUUAGCACUUAUAAAGAUUUUCAAACAAUUGUUUUACAGGAAAUGUCGGAGAAUACACCAGCGGGUUAGUUACCAAGAAGUUUAG